This is a messenger RNA of Heterobasidion irregulare TC 32-1, 465 nucleotides long. RefSeq lists its product as uncharacterized. The transcript is spliced from 4 exons. The record is from RefSeq and is a predicted model, not a curated record. NCBI's taxonomy places the organism in Eukaryota, Fungi, Basidiomycota, Agaricomycetes, Russulales, Bondarzewiaceae. The coding region runs from base 1 to 465 and encodes 154 amino acids.
AUGGCGUCCGAUCCCUCAAAAUCUCAGUACGCUGCUGCAUCUCAUGUACCUCUUAUCCAAUCUCCCAGUCUGCGUGUGCCUCGACCCGUAGAGAUGCCCCCAGAUAUUCAUCCUCUACCAGAUAGCGUCACAGAAUACUUUGUAUACCCGUUCACGCUAGAGCCGCAUAUAAUCAUGUUAGAAUCAUCCAGACGACAAACAAUUGCAGCCCACGCGGCCCGUCGGGAAGCACUCCUCCGUGCGCGAGAGGAGGACAAGGAGCGUAGGAAGCGGGAGGCACUGAGGAGGAUCGCACCUGGGUUCGAGCCAAGAGGCACGCCUCUAGUACCAACCAGGGUGAGUGCCCCUUUGGAGCCGGGCAUUGGACAUGGCAGUGCGUCGGAAGGAGGAGGUAGGGUGAGAAACGCGAUGGAGGAUUUGGUAGACGGUUUGGAGGCUUUGGAAUCUGCAUCGAAAACAUCGUAG